AUGACCGUCAUCGUGCAUUCGAUCACGCACGGACGACCUGCUUCACUGGACGAUUCGAUUCCUGGCUGUGAUAAUUACUGAGGCCCGUUGCGCCCAUACACGCGGGACAUACAUCGCAAUGAUCACCAAAAUGACAGUACCGAGAUAGAAUCGUGCCGACAGGCAUCCCAAGAUCCACGGAACGGAUUAUAUUGGUACGUGGUGAUAGUCCGAGGACGACAACGAGAGUAAAGACGAUCGUCGUCGUUAUCGCGUAAGAAUCUCACCUUGGAAGUCUGUUUUCUGUUCGGCCACGGGAAAACCUUUUGCGAGUCCGUGUCCGAGAAUACAACUUAACCUUUAUUGCGUUUGACAUAUGUAACUGUAACGAGUACACGAAUGAAGAGGAAGAGACGACGUAAUUGUAAACAAAGCCCGUGUUAAGGGAGAACCAUGGCUUUCCCACCUUUAGUCAGCUCUACGCCACCGCCCUUAGACAACUUUGGAGAGUCUGAUGAAGACGAAUUCGGAGAUUUUACAGCUGGUGGAAUAGAUGGUCUAUCUGUUUCAUCAGAGUCCCCUCAGAAACUCAUCACUCCGAUACAAACACCAGUAGCAUCACAGAAUGUAUCUCCUCGAUUAAACGGUCACCAGAUUAACGAGUCACCAGUAUUGGAUAAUUGUCCUAAGAUAAACGAAACAAAAUGUGGUGUCAUAAAUGAUCUGUUGAUCGUCGAGAAGGCAGGCAACAAUGUGAGCCACAUAAGAUUGAAGGAUAGAACAGAUGAUAGUAACGUAUUGGAAAAUAAUUUUGAAGACGCUAGUGUAACAGAAUACAAUGUAUUAGAUUCACCCAGGAAUGGCGAGUCGCGUAAUGUUGAGAUUAGUAAUAGUGUUGAUCAUGUUUGUACUCAGAAUGUUUUAGUUAAGAAAAAUUUUGUUGAUACAGAUGUAAUUAGUAGCAACAAUAGUAGUUUAGCUGAUAGCGUAAAGACAGUUAGUGAGCAGGAAGGAUCGUCAAAUGAUUUGGAGGCGAAUGACGAGGUUGAACCUGUGAGUUUAGACUUGGAAGAUCCUACGAGUACGCCGGACAUAUUACAACAACUGGACGACGAUUUUUACAAUUAUGAACAGUUUAAAGAUUCCAACGAAUGGAACGACACUGUUAGCGAUAAAAAGGUGGAUGUAACGGUUCUGCAAACGGAUUAUUUGAAUGAUAAGCCUAAUUCCAUGGACACAGAAUGCAAUGUAACGGAUGAAGUUGGAGAAAAUUACACAUACGAGAAUGAAACUUGUGUCAUUGAUACUAAUGAUAAAUCUGUCUUCAUCAAUGAUGAAAGGACAAUUUCUAAUUUUGUUAUCUCUCAAGAACAUAAUGUAGGCGGUACUGACAUUUUUAGACAACCGGACUGUGAAUUCAGUAUUCAGCCGAAAUACAUAAAGAUGUACGAUGUAAUAUCUAACACUGAGACGAGUAAUGAGAAGUCGAAUAAAACUAUAGAUGAUUCUUUUAAUUUCGAUUUCACUUUCGACGACGAUGCUGUGAGAGAGGAAUCAAAUUUAGAUCAUACAUCCGUACAUGCGCAUACUGAAGACAUUCACCUUCGAAAUUCUAGUAAAAAAAGCGACGCGAGUACUUUUCCUAAUAAUUUCUGCGAUAUAGCUGAUGUAAAAAAUACUAUACAAUCAAAAGAAAACGAAUAUGUAGCCGUAGAAACGAAAAAUCAAACUGUUCAAAAAGUAGCUGUGAAUGGGAUAAGUGAGGAAAUUUCUGCUAAGAAAAAAGAGUCGAAUAAUGAAGAGAUACACAAAGAUUACAUUCCGGAAAACGGUUUUGAUGCACACGAUCCAGAUAAUUCUGAUUUUACAGAAUUUAUGGAGCAUAGAGAUUUUAAUGGUGUAUCGGAGUUGACAAAUAACUACAAUUUAAUAUCCAAUAAUAGUACAUACGAGAUAGUACAAAUUCACGGUUUACAUACAUCUUCAUCUGAAGCGUCUUGUAUACAAAAAUUUUCACCAAUUAAAGGAGCUUCACUGCCAUCUAUUAAUACAUCUCUCGACUGCUUAAAGGAUAAAAUUAAUAUUACGAAUAAUACGGGCGAAGAAUGUGCCACAUUUAAAAGCGAAAAUUCUGUAGUAUAUUUUAGUAAUGGUGAAUUUUAUGAUUUUCCUUUACGAACAACAGAGCCGGUAGCAACCAGAGCACAAGAAGAUAAUUGUCCCGGAUUCGAAAGUGCGGAUAAUGAAGAUGAUGAUUUUGGUGAUUUUACUAAUUUUUCGAGCACAACGGUAGAAUGGAAAUCUGACGAUGCUAAAGAACUGAAGGUACCUGAGGACGAUGAUGAUUUCGGAGACUUUAGUAAUUUUGAAACAUCAACGGAUGUAGUAGAAACACAACAGUUUAGUUUAAAAGAAUCUAUAUGUCGGAUAGAAAACAAGAAUGCUGCGAAUAAAAUAGAAGAUAUAAUAACAAAUAUGUUUUCUGUGCUUUCUGAACAUCACGAAGUUGAGUUAAAAGCCUUAAUAGAUAAAGCAGAUAAAGUUUGGCAGAAUGUGAAGAGCGUGGAAGAAACCAAUGCUCUCACUUACCAAUGGGCGAAUAGUAGUAGUAACAAUGUUCUUUUGAAUUCUCUUGGCAUCGAUUCUCGGAAUAUUCUAUUUGGACCAAGAUGGAAUCCGAAUAUACCAAGAUUUGCUGCAAAUCUUGGUUUUACUCCGUUAGAGCCAAUUAAAGCUACUGCUGAGUCUCAGCAACCUUCUGCAGCCAAUACCAGCAAGAUACAGGGUGCAAUUUGUUCAGAUGAAGUACCUGCCGCCCAAUUUGAUUGGAAUAGUUCUGGCCUUGUAAAUCCUCUAGAUGCUAGUGGUGGGUUAUCCGCUCUUCUGCCUCUGGAUUUAUUGUGUCCGUUUGAUCCUCUACUAACACCCCAUUGCUCCACACAUUCCGAAUCCUAUCAUCAGUCAUCUUGCUCAACGAACUCCGUUUAUUACUAUUCAUCAGAAGCAGUUGUACAAGAACCAAGCCAAUCCAUAAAAUCGCAAAAUUUAUCCGAUCUCACUUACAGUUCAUUAAAACAGCAAAAAUCAUCCCAGAUGUCCAAGAUAAUAGAACCAUUACCAGGACCCUGUACAGUGGAAUGGAAGAAAAAAACCGAACAAGACAUUGGAAUUAAGCAGAAAAGCAACUCUUCACAUCGAGUAUUGAGAAAUGUCCAUCUAACCAACAAUAAGUCAUUUCCAAUAAGCAAUAAUACUUCCAGGGUACAUGAAUAUCACAGAAAGAUAUCAGUAGGUAAGAAAGAGAAUACGCAAGGUACGGAGCACGUAGUCGUGGAUCGAUACGGGAGACCGAUGACCGUGCAAGCCGAGACUAUAAAAGUUCUGAAUCAGUUACCGGACCUGUCGUUCUUGAAUGCGAGAACUUUAUUGUUCAAUCGCGAACAGAGACAGAUCGUGCCGGAUCUGGGCGCUAUGAUAAAUCGGAAGAUGCCCGGCUGAGUAACAUCGGUCUGAAUGCGAGUUUGAAAGGGCAAACGCGAGAGGAAACUUCCCAGAGAACCUAUUGCCAGCUGGAUGUUUCUAAGUGACCCAUACAAUCAAAACGUACUUCUGCUACCUUUCAAACCUGUGUUCAGACCAACCUUUAAUCCAACCUUGACUCUUCCACGUCAGGAAAGGAUAAUGAGAUGCCACGUAUGAAAGACACUGUCCUAUAUUAAUCUAUUUGCUUGCGGCACCGAAUAAUGCACUUCGACAUUCCGAAUCAUCAUUGUUUUGUGAUUUUAUAGCGCUAUUGGUAUUGUUACUGAAUCCUUCAAAGUCUUUACUUUGUUACGCAAUUACGAUUUAAUGUUGUACUGAUCAUUUAAGAAAUGAUGACAUGUAAGUUUGUUUCGUUAACUCAACAGUUGUGUAAUCUUUAUUAAAGACGACAAUUUUUCGUUACUUACAUAGAUAUAAGAACUCACACACACAUUCGGCCAUAUUCUAGUCUACAGUUCUUAAUGAUAAGUUUUCUGUAUUAUAUGUUAGGAGAGAUUUGUUCGAUAUGUUUAUUUCCGAUGAUAAUUGCAGGCAAUUAAAUAGCGCCAGAGUAUUAUACUCGUUUGUAUUGUAUUUCAAAAAUUUAUCUACUAAUAUUCUGGAAUUACUUUUAGAAGAACCAAUCUGAAUAUUUAUCUUGGAUUCAUUUCUAUUAAUGUAGACUAACUUUAAUUUCAGUUCAAUUGACUCUUCAUCUUUUUCUACUUCUUAGGAUUAGAAAAAGAUGAAAAGUAAGUUAAACUGAGAUCAAUUAAUCUUCAUUAGUGAGAAUGGACAUUAUACAUUCAAGAAACUGCGCGCGUACUUUGUACGACAUUGAUAUGUUACAAUUUCAAGCAAUCGUAAAUAUUUCCAGUCAUAUAGAAAGAGAACACAUACUUUAUCUACCCAAAAUAAAAACUAUAUACUAAUUGUAAGUCAAUUAUCGUAGAUUGACGAGAUUGAUAUCUGUAAUGAAAUCGUCGAGUGAUACAUUUAUCAAAUUCGCUUGAUGCUUUUAUUGCACAUUUUGAAUUUCUACUAUGAAACGUGAUGUACUUAAUUAUGUAAAUUUCGGCAUUUGCAUAUUGAUUAUUAGAACGAAACGAUAAAUAUUAUUACCAUUAUUCGUUAUUUAUUAAUAAUAAUAUUGUAAUAUAUAUUUUAUGUAAAAUAUUGUGGAUAACAUUAACACAUAGGCAAUCUUUAAUGAUCGAA
Acromyrmex echinatior (Panamanian leafcutter ant) is the source of this 4719-nucleotide messenger RNA. It is a transcript of the gene Afti, whose product is annotated as aftiphilin. Gene Ontology annotation, cellular component: trans-Golgi network membrane; AP-1 adaptor complex. The record is from RefSeq and is a predicted model, not a curated record. Gene Ontology annotation, molecular function: clathrin binding. NCBI's taxonomy places the organism in Eukaryota, Metazoa, Arthropoda, Insecta, Hymenoptera, Formicidae. Gene Ontology annotation, biological process: intracellular transport.